Molecule: messenger RNA, 997 nt
Organism: Cuscuta europaea
Lineage: Eukaryota; Viridiplantae; Streptophyta; Magnoliopsida; Solanales; Convolvulaceae
Source: the annotation of a GenBank genome assembly
GUCACAUUGUCAUCGAUUGCAUUCAACGAAGAUUCUUCUGUCUCUCCGGCAAACCGAAACGAUGUCGUACGCCUACCUUUUCAAGUACAUCAUCAUCGGGGACACCGGAGUUGGAAAAUCAUGUCUUCUUUUGCAAUUUACCGACAAACGCUUUCAACCGGUGCAUGAUUUAACCAUUGGUGUUGAAUUUGGUGCUAGAAUGAUUACAAUUGAGAACAAGCCAAUAAAACUGCAGAUCUGGGACACAGCUGGUCAAGAAUCAUUUAGAUCUAUAACGAGGUCUUAUUAUCGAGGUGCUGCUGGUGCACUACUUGUUUAUGAUAUUACAAGGCGGGAAACUUUUAAUCACCUAGUUAGUUGGUUAGAAGAUGCAAGGCAACAUGCAAAUGCAAACAUGACCAUAAUGCUUAUCGGAAACAAGUGUGAUCUCUCGCAUAGAAGAGCUGUAAGCACAGAGGAAGGCGAACAGUUUGCCAAGCAGCAUGGAUUGAUAUUCAUGGAGGCCUCUGCCAAAACAGCACAGAAUGUGGAGGAGGCAUUCAUCAGAACAUCUUCAACUAUAUAUAAGAAAAUUCAGGAAGGAGUAUUUGAUGUUUCAAAUGAGUCCCAUGGAAUAAAGGUGGGAUAUGGAGGCAUCCCUGGACCAUCAGGUGGAAGAGAUGGAACUAUUGCUCAAGGAGGGGGUUGUUGCAGUUGAAAAACGGGAGCGGAUGUUUAAGUCUUUCUGUUAUUAUGAUGCAAAAAAUGCCUGUUGCUAUUUAUUCGUCCAUUUCGCAUUCAUUCCUUCUCUUGUUCAAAGUUUGUAUCUUGUUUGUUUUAGUUAUCAUUUGUCCAAAGGUGAACUUGCAUCGGUACAUAAGUUGUUCUUCAUCCUCACUGUCACAUCUGGUGUAUUUAUUACAUAACACUGUCAAAUGUGAAUAGAUAAUGGUUUGAAAUGGUGAUCGUUUCCCAGUUCUUUAAUUUUAUCAAUUAUUAUUGUCAAGAUUUUACUUCA